Ylistrum balloti is the source of this 2027-nucleotide messenger RNA. RefSeq names its product radial spoke head 1 homolog. The transcript has 7 exons. The coding region runs from base 28 to 1044 and encodes 338 amino acids. The record is from RefSeq and is a predicted model, not a curated record. Lineage: Eukaryota; Metazoa; Mollusca; Bivalvia; Pectinida; Pectinidae.
GAAAGUUUUAACACUUUAAAACACAAAAUGUCUGAUAUCGGUUCAGAAGAGAUGGAGGAGGAGCAGGGGCCAUAUUUAGGCGAAUAUGAAGGUGGACGUAAUGAAAAUGAAGAGCGCCAUGGUCAGGGGAAAGCAACAUUGCCAAACGGUGACACAUACGAGGGCAUGUAUGAUUGUGGUAAACGACAUGGACAGGGAGUUUAUAGAUUUAAAAAUGGUGCCAGAUACAUUGGUGAAUACUUAAAGAACAAAAAACAUGGACAGGGAACGUUUAUUUAUCCAGAUGGUUCAAAAUAUGAAGGUGGUUGGGUUGAUGACCAGCGAUGCGGGUUUGGUAAAUAUUUUUAUGUUAAUGGAGAUAUUUACGAAGGUGACUGGCAAAACCAUGUACGACACGGACAGGGAACCUACACAUAUGCCGCAACAGGUACAAAAUACGUCGGGCGCUGGCAGAACGGCAAACGGGAAGGCCAUGGCGAGCUGGUGCACACGAAUCAUAAAUACGUUGGUGUAUUCCGUGAUGAUAAGCCAAUGGGAAAAGGAAAAUAUGUGUUUGAUAUUGGAUGUGAGCAGCACGGAGAAUACAUCCCUGUAGAACAGGAGAAAGAAGAUAAGGGAGCUGAGGAUGAAGAGGCAUCAGCAAACAUCAUUCCUAAGUGGAAGGCAGGUCAAGUGACAACUAUCCAUCUACAGACAGAAGAGGAGGACGAGGAGGUUGCAAAAGAAGAGGAAUCAAGUCAAGAACAACCACCACCGGAGGCUACGGAAGGAGAGGCUCAGCAACAGGCUGAAGGAACCACAGGGGAACAGCAGGCAGAGGAGGCAAAGCCGGAGGAACAGACAGAGGCACCACAGGAAGGAGAGGCUGAAGGUGAGGCUGCAAAGCCAGAGGGUGAGGAACCAAAAGAAGAGACACAAGCAGAAACAACUGAAGCCCCAGAGGCCCCCGCAGAAGGUGAGACGACAGAACAAGUCUCAGAGGAGGCACCGCAGCAAGAGGAAGCGCCAACAGAGCAGGCUGAACAGGAAGCUUCUGCCGAGUAAUGGAGUGCAGAUUAACAUUGGUGGGUGGGAUAGGGUGGACAUUAUUACUCAGUAUUGUGACUUUGUGUAAAGAAGAAAUCCAACUGAUCUGGACAACAAACUGUUUGUGGAAAGUACACAAGAAAGGCAUUUGUACAACAAAGUCAUGGAUUUCAUGGAAUUUUUUUUCUGAUAUUGUGACAGUUGACAGAAAGUUUCUUUAGAAAUUGAGACUAAGUAAAAUCGGAGAAACCACAUAAACAGAUGAUUAGAAGUGAAAACUAGUAUUGGAAGAAAGUUAGAGAAAGAUAAGAAAUGUGAUAUUUAGGUAUAUAAGUCUUUGCCUUAUUCAUGGACAUAUAUAUAUCCUGGAUAGUUAAAACAUUCCAAAACUGUGCUCAAGCAUUACAAUACUCUUGUGGAUAUGAAGACAAUAAAUUUCAAGCAAAAUGUCUGCAAGUUGGAAUAUUCAUAAAACUGUAUAAUUUCGUAGAUAGACAGCUUUUAUAAAAAUCUAUCUGUAUGAAUUGACUGCCAUUCUAUCGAUUAAUAUGAAAAAAGGAAAUUGUCUCCCUUCUUCCAAUUUGUAUUACAAUCGUAAAUGAGUUAUCUCCCUUAGUUGACCAUUCCUUGCAAAAUAAUUCUUUUCAUGUACUUCCUCUCAUGAUAGGUAUUCUUUCCCAUUGUUGAUAACUUAUCUCCUUUCAAAGAUAGAGUAUCCACGGUGUUGCAUAUUGUGAGUUAUUUCCCUUGCAAGAUGGGAAUUUCCCUUCCAAGGAUGAUACAAGUACUAAUUAAUAAUUGGAGUGCCUUCUCACUACUGUACUUACUUUAUUUUGCAAGGGAAAAAGACUUUGACACAAAGACAUUUUGGAACAUGUUUUAGACAAAAGAAUAAUGCUGUGAUAUGUAUUUGGAAGUCAGAUCCGCGUGGGUGUUCUGAACAAGAUAAUGAAUUAUUUAUAACGCUUCACACCUGUAAAUACAUUAAAUUAUCGCUCUCU